UCCGCCCGCGGCCUCCUCCGCCCGCGCCCACCUCCGGCCAGAAUUGCACCCUAUCACCAUAUGGCAAGUGGGUUCAAGGGACACCCAAAAAUUCGAAAAUGUCAUCAACUAUAUUUGGGCCAAAUUGACUACCGUGGUGUGCCGCAAAAAGCCCAAGUCUUCAAGAGAGGCCGGCCCACAAGCUCCGAAGGUUCCUUGCGUCCAGCCCACACCCACACCUCUCUCCCUCCCAACCCUACUCACGGUGGCAGCAAGCGCCGAGCGCGAGCGGCGACGGCCGACGGCGUCGAGGCGUGGGCGCGUGGCGGGCAGCUUUGGCGUCGCGCCUCAGCUUCACGCUCAACCACGCGUCGGCGUGACGGCGCGGGAGGUCUCGCGGAGCUGGGCGAGCUGCGGCCUCCCCAACCUGCGUGCGGUCGUGCGGAGUCCCAACUGCCGCUGCGCAUUCCCACAGGGCACAGGCGCUGCCGUGAGAUUACAAACCCUUGCACCCACACUGCUACUUUCUGGAUCCAGAGCUAGAUGAAUAUUGUCGAGCAUUGGCCACACGAUUCCUAGAGAUCCGUCCAUAUUCUUGGAAGCCUUUGAGGUUCUCACUUUUUUGCAAAUGAGUGCCGGUGGUGCUUUUGGUGGAAAUAGGGGGGUGAGGCCUGUACCUCCUGAGAAAGGUGUAUUCCCAUUGGAUCACUUACAUGAGUGUGACUUGGAGAAGAAAGACUAUCUUGCCUGCCUGAAAUCUACAGGAUUCCAGUCUGAACAAUGCCGGCAGUUCUCAAAGAAGUAUCUGGAAUGUCGGAUGGAGAGAAACUUGAUGGCGAAGCAAGACAUGUCAGAGCUUGGAUUCAGAAGUGUGGAUAAAGUGGAAACAGCUCCUGACAACAACGGCAUACUGGAGAGCUCUCCUAAUGAGCCAAAGGAGAAAAAAUAGCUGCUUAAUUCUGAUUUAGCUUUUGGAUGUUUCUGAUGCAAGUUCUUCAUCCAGGAGAUCUAUACAGAUCUGAGAACAAAGAAGGUUAUGAUAAAAAGGAAAAUGAUAGCAAUUUUAUAACCAACGCUGAAACUUACUGCUUUUACGAUACUACGUGAUCCAUGUUUUAUUGAGGGCUGCGGAUUAUAUUAACCAUACAUUUCUGAAUACAGCUUUUGCCUUUCUCCCAUUCAA
Molecule: messenger RNA, 1162 nt
Organism: Panicum hallii
Lineage: Eukaryota; Viridiplantae; Streptophyta; Magnoliopsida; Poales; Poaceae
Product: cytochrome c oxidase assembly protein COX19-like
Exons: 6
Coding region: 608-928 (106 amino acids)
Source: RefSeq, a predicted model, not a curated record